AUGUCUUUUUACAUCAGAGGUCGAAAUACCGCGUCUGCUAUAGCGGCACAUGAGACCGGCGCCGAGAUGGCUCUCUCUACAGGAGCUAUAGCCGGCAUCGCAGUCGGCGGGGCUGUGCUUCUCUUCGCGGCGCUCGCACCUUUGCUUCUCAAACUUGCCAGGAAACAAGAUCAGCGUCGCGCGUCUGUCUUUCCCGAUGUUGCGGUAGAGUCUGGGGACACGACAACGAACGAAGCGGGCCCACGGCGACUACGCAAGAAGAGCUUUAUCGGCGAGCAGGUGGCAGUCAUGAUGGAUAAGGACGACGAGGUCGGGAUGGAGGAGAGUAGGAGUAGACGCUCGAGUCUGAACGUCAUAUCGCCCGCUCGAACACGUCCAGGGAGCUUUUCUGGGGGAGAUGGGAGUGCUAGAGGCAGUGUCGAUACACAACAAGGGCAGAAGCCCCGGUCGCCUGAUAAGGAGCGCGGCUACGACAUGUACCAGCACCGACGCAAAACAUCGUGGAUCGAUGAGGACGCGCUUCACGGCCCAACCGUCACUUCUCCAAAGAAGUCAAAACAGAAGCACAGGAGGAAAGUGAGCUGGUUCGACGGUGGUUUAGGCCGUUCCUUAAGCCGCCUCUCGACGAAAAGUGGUAUAGGAGAAGCUAGCCCAACUCUACCGUAUACCGAGACAGGAAUAGAAGAGCAGCUCAACACUCCUACUGACAGCACCAGUGACCAAAGAAUGAGCGGACCACCUCAGGACACAAACUUAACCGGGUACACAGCGACACCACGACAAAGUCAACAUCAGUCUCAGGUAUACACCAGUCCACAGAAGUUAUACGGGCCCUCGAACAACCCAAGCCCCGGGUCCGCCUCUAACAGCCCGUCAAAAUCACCGCCAGAUAUCAUCCACAACCCGCGAUACCGCAACAGAGUUUCGUUCCAAGCCGCCCAACAACUAGCCGGUGGAGCGCGUCUACCAGCCCCUAUUAGUAUACCGCAGGGGCAGACGCUGAGACAGCCGAUAUUACACCACAGCGCGACAGACACGGAACUAACGGAAAUCCUGCGCAUGACCGCAGAGAGAUUGCAAGACGGGAACAGGAGCGCGCGACGACAGACUCUAAUGGUCCCUCCGUAUACCCCAAGAAGGGGGCUUAACGGAGGAAUCCAAGGAAAUCAUUAUGGCGGAUAUAUGGACUUCAGUUAUGAGACUCCCGACAGAGGGGACGUUAGUCCCGUGAAGAGCCACAAGAGCGCUCCAGCAACAUUGUCAUAUGCGGAAUUAGAAGGCUCUACUCCAAAGCCACAGCUCUCUCAACGUCAGAUGCGGACUCCCGGGCAUUCGCGACAGCAAUCCUACGUAUCGCGAAUAUCACAAGUUUCGAUGUUAUCGGAACCAGAUAGCCUCGUUGCGUCUAAGAGGGAGUCGUACCAAGACGUACGAACCGCUUUAUCUAGUCCGAGCCGGGUUAACAGGUCAGCAGAACCUAGUCCUAGUCCGCAAGGGAGUCAACCGACUCGUCCAUUCUCAAACGGGAGUACCUUGUCUUCUGCUUUAUCAACACUAUAUAGCAUGGAAGAAACAUCUGUCCGUAGUCCACCUGUCGACUCGAGACCAGAGGGCAGCGUAGAGAGGCGCGCCCCCAGAAAAGGUCUUUCCAGUCACGAGGUGGUGCUCUCUCCAAGCAGAAUCCCCGAGACAAGCCCGGAGCGAAGUCCCAAGUCUCGCGUCAAGGAGGAAGAAAUACCCCCUCCGUUGCGAAUUCGUCGAGGAACCUUGGGCAUGGACACAUCGCCAGCGCCUCAGUUACUCCUACAAAAGAGCAUACAAGCCAACAGCAUACCCAGACGAAACCCAUCAUUCACGCUCCCAUCGUCAGACGAAAACGACGACGACCCAUUCACCAUGUCAACUCCGCCGCCGCAAAACCCCGCUCGUUUAUCAAAGGUCUUCUCGCCACUUCCAGCUGAACUACCCCGUAAACAAUCAGACGCGAAGUAUCCCGCGCACAAAAGAACCAUAUCCCAAGAAAGCGCCUCCAUCUCCACCCCAACGCCCUCGCCCUCGCGCAGACGAGUAUUACCCUCUCCCCGAUCCAUACUCAACUCGCCCACCUUCGCAAACCGCCAACGCGCCCCCAGCCCCGCAGUCUCCGAAGCCGGGCUAUCAUCCGUAUACGACAGCUACAACUACAGCUACAAUGAUCCCCAAGGCGACAACCCCGAUGUCUCGCCCGAGAAACUCGCGCGGACGAUAUCUAACUCAGGCCGCUCCUCACGCAUUGGGUUCCGCAUCCCGAACUACGGACAAGCCGAGGAGCCGCGGCAGUUCAACCACGAAUCCGUAGCGUGGGUGCCAGCAUCGCCGCCACCGCCGCGGCGCAGCAUGCCCUCUGAGGGAUCCAUAUACUCGCAAGAUGAAGACCAAGUCCCGCCCCUGCGCGCGCAGACCAUCAAGCGCAGCAAGACGGUGCGCAUGUCAACAGCGAUAACCGAGCUGCGGCGCAUGAACAGCCAGAUGAGCACCAUGAGCGACAUCAGCGUAGCCAGUUCGACGGUCGUAGGGAUGCGAGGAGGCGGAUUCAGUCCUGGGCGACAGAGCGGCGGUGUGAGGAAUUAUCUCGCGUUAGGAGGGGACCUAAAGAGUGGUAGUAGUAAUGGUGAUAGGUUCUCCCGGUCGAGCAUGGGCAGCGGCACCGUCAUUCGCAACGCCAGUUCCAGUUCCAACACCAAUGCGAAACACGGCAGUCCCUUACGGCGGAGUGGCGCUGGGAGAAGUCGUCGGGGUACGGUGGUGGUGCAAGGUAUCGAUGCCAAAAGGGGGAGUAAUAUCGGAACAGAUGCCGUGAAGCACGCCAGCCAGAUCAUGACGCAUGCCACGAAGCUAAGCCGCGAAGAGGCGGCGGCCAAGCGGGCGAGUGUUGAAAGUUUGUACGACGCGAAGGGGUUUCUAAAGGGUUAG
This is a messenger RNA of Daldinia childiae, 2952 nucleotides long. RefSeq lists its product as uncharacterized. Bases 1 to 2952 code for a protein of 983 amino acids. NCBI's taxonomy places the organism in Eukaryota, Fungi, Ascomycota, Sordariomycetes, Xylariales, Hypoxylaceae. The transcript has a single exon. The record is from RefSeq and is a predicted model, not a curated record.